Molecule: messenger RNA, 1662 nt
Organism: Carcharodon carcharias (great white shark)
Lineage: Eukaryota; Metazoa; Chordata; Chondrichthyes; Lamniformes; Lamnidae
Product: ADP-ribosylation factor-like protein 8B-A
Exons: 7
Coding region: 105-671 (188 amino acids)
Biological process (GO): anterograde axonal transport; protein transport
Cellular component (GO): lysosomal membrane
Molecular function (GO): GTP binding; GTPase activity
Source: RefSeq, a predicted model, not a curated record
AGCUGGAGAGAGAGAGAAGCUGAACCUUAACUGGAAGAGAAAUUCAGGGAGGAAGAGCAGCAGAAAGUAGAGCUGGGAGCUGAGGCUGCAGGGGACUAGGGAAGAUGAGCAUGUUGGUGCUGAUCAAUAAGUUGCUGGACUGGUUCAAGUCCCUGUUCUGGAAGGAAGAGAUGGAGCUGACCCUGGUCGGGCUGCAGUACUCGGGCAAGACGACGUUUGUGAAUGUGAUCGCGUCUGGUCAAUUCACUGAAGAUAUGAUUCCAACUGUGGGAUUCAACAUGAGGAAACUAACAAAAGGAAAUGUCACGAUUAAGAUUUGGGAUAUUGGUGGUCAGCCAAGAUUCCGAAGUAUGUGGGAACGUUACUGCAGAGGAGUCAAUGCUAUUGUCUACAUGGUGGAUGCUGCAGACUUUGAAAAGAUUGAAGCUUCAAAGAAUGAACUUCACAAUUUAUUAGACAAGCCACAGUUGCAAGGAAUUCCAGUGUUAGUCUUGGGAAAUAAGAGAGACCUUCCUAAUGCCUUGGAUGAGAAACAGUUGAUUGAAAAAAUGAACCUAUCUGCUAUCCAGGAUCGAGAAAUCUGUUGUUAUUCUGUGUCCUGCAAAGAGAAGGAUAACAUUGACAUUACACUACAGUGGCUUAUUCAGCACUCCAAAUCGAGGCACUGCUGAGGUUGGUCUCCUGUAAUAGAAGAUUGUAAACAGCCUAUCCAUCCUAUGUACCUGGAAAGAAGUAUGGAAGAACAAAGCCUAACUCAGCUGGGCCUGAGUCUUUCAUUCCCAGUUCUUGUUAAUAUGGACCUCUUCUUUGCGUUCCUUUGACUUUCGGUCAUUUUCUACGUUUAAAGAAAAUUUGUGCCAUUAAAAAGUAAUGCAGAGUAAUCAUAAACUAUUUCUGUAAGCCUCAGGCACAUGGCUUCAUUAUUUGAAUGAUGCCUCUUUAAAAAAAACUACAAAAAACUGCCUAAGUCCUUUUUAAUAGCCUGCUAUACUGUUGUAUCUUUUUCAUUUUGCAUGUGAUGUAUUCAAAUAAGGCAGUAUUUCUAUGUAUGAUUACUGAUCAAAAAAUUCAGCCCUAUUUAUAAUAACUAUGGUUUGCUUGAGCAACAGUGAAGACAUGUUCCUGCUAUAUUAAAAGUAGUUAUGUGGAAACAGGAGCAGGACAACAAAACCUUGUUGAUUGUUGGGGAUGUUUUCACUUCCCAAUUUUGACACCGUCAUAGAUUGCACUUUAAUACUAACACUAAGAUAGUUCUUUCAAAUGGUUUACUUCCCCUCAAGGACCAACUACACCCACAGGAUGUCAGGGAAAUUCAACAAACUUUUUCUUCAUAGCUUAUUUUAAAUUUCUUUUAAAUUAUGUGCAUUCAGAAGGAUGGCAGCCACAAAGAUAACCUAAUGAGUUGACAUUGAUUUGAAGGAAGACUGGAGAUUGAUUUUGUGUGCCAGUGGUGUCACCAUUCCAAGUUUCAUCUGUUAUUCCAUGGAUCUCAAUGUGAGAACAGCACCAGAUAGGCCUACUAUUAAUGUUUUAGUAGCUACGGAACACCUGACAACAUCAGACGCCACCAAGUGUAGCCCGAUGGCUUCUGAGUUGUAUCAGAAUAAGAGUAAACUGGAAAUGCAUCCAACAAUUGCUCGAAAGUUAGUGCAGUUUGAUGGU